AUGACCCAGGUGUACGUCACCUGCCUGCACGGGACCCCUCCAGCACUUGAGCUGAGUCUUCUGCCUGCACUGACGGUGCCUCCGGGCCUGAGGCAGUGCAGGACUGCUAUAAAAGGCAGCCCGACUCUCUGCUCUCUCAUCCACUUCUCUCGCCUCCUUCUCCUUGGGAACCAGGUGCACUUCUUGCCCAGAGACAUGUCCUGCUACGACCAGUGCCAGCCCUGCCGGCCCUGCGGCCCAACCCCGCUGGCCAACAGCUGCAACGAGCCCUGUGUCAGGCAGUGCCAGAACUCCACUGUCGUCAUCGAGCCCUCCCCCGUGGUGGUGACCCUGCCCGGCCCCAUCCUCAGCUCCUUCCCGCAGAACACCGUUGUGGGCUCCUCCACCUCCGCUGCUGUUGGCAGCAUCCUCAGCAGUAACGGAGUCCCCAUCAACUCCGGCUGCUGUGACCUCUCCUGCAUCACCAGCCGCUACUGUGGCAGCAGAUGUCAACCCUGCUAAAGCUGCUGGCAACGUCCUUGGGCAAGAACCUCAAUAACAUGAUGCUGGCCAGAAGAUAAGAGCUUUGGGCCAUUGUUUCCCUCUUCCAGUCGCCACUCUGUCUCUUUCUUUUGCUGUCGGCAUCUCCCAAUGCCAGCCUAGCGGGGACCUGUUGGCCUGCGUCCCUCUGCAGGGCAGGCAGACGGACACCCUGCAGGAGCUCCACUGCAUCUUAGUGGCUGCCCCUAGUGCUCCCUGUGAGCCACCUCCUUUUCUUCUUUAGACUCAUUAAAGUUGUGCUGC
Molecule: messenger RNA, 783 nt
Organism: Harpia harpyja (harpy eagle)
Lineage: Eukaryota; Metazoa; Chordata; Aves; Accipitriformes; Accipitridae
Product: feather keratin Cos2-3-like
Exons: 3
Coding region: 1-501 (166 amino acids)
Cellular component (GO): intermediate filament
Molecular function (GO): structural constituent of cytoskeleton
Source: RefSeq, a predicted model, not a curated record